Molecule: messenger RNA, 1965 nt
Organism: Chara braunii
Lineage: Eukaryota; Viridiplantae; Streptophyta; Charophyceae; Charales; Characeae
Source: the annotation of a GenBank genome assembly
GGCUGGCUUGUGUCUCGUCUUUAUCUGAAGGGACCAGCAGCCAACUCUCAGAUCCCCUCGGUCAGGCUCUUGCGCUUCCGCCUUGCACUUCCGACUUGCAGGAGAAGAUACACGUCAAGACCGAAGACCCCAAGCCACGUGAGAGCCCUGUGCAACGCAAAUCGGACGCAAGUGGUGAAUGGUGAUCUGCAUCAAUUGGCGAGAAGUGUCACUGUUGAGCACGGCGGAGGCAAAGUGGGCGAUUGCACUAAGCGUGAGCUGCGGGAUCGUGGCCGGCUUCACUAUCGGUCGCAUGACUGGACGAGGACGUGGUAGCAAAAUUGGCGGUCGACGUGGACGUUGGUCUAACGACGGUCGCUACUGGAUGGAGAACAGCGGAAGUGGGAGCGGUGGGCAGACUAACCAGGCCACGUAUAACGUGCCAGGUACAGUCUACCCUCCCGGCGUCAAUCAGCACCACUAUGGGGUGCCAUAUCAGCAACCGAUCGCAACGCUGGCCGCCGCCCCUGUACAACCUGUGCAACAUGCGCAACCUGUGCAGCAACCGUUGCAUCCUGUGCAACCAGCACAGCUUCCGAUGGCUCAGCACGGACCUAUUCCGCAACCUUGGGGCAUUCAACCUUGGCAGAUGCCCAGGCAGUGGCCGAUCAAUGGGCAGUGGGGUGCUCCGCCAUCUGCUAGUAUGCCGCCUCCUGUGAAUCCUCCUCCAGUCAACCAAACUGCAGCACACCAAGUAGUAUCGAGCGGCUCGACCAAUGCUCCAAGCGGAAAUGCUCGUAAAGACCCGGCGGCGAAUGAAUUUCCUGGACCAGGCAACAGAGCGUACUUCACGAAAGAAUACAUGGAUAUUCUAGAAGACAUCAAGAUGAACAAAGCCGUUGAGGAGGCGAAGAAGCGGCUAUCUGGGAAUCGUAGAACCAGUGUAUGCAUUGCCGACUCGCUAGAUGCUGGAAGUCGAUCGGACGUGCGCUCCGCUGAAGAAUCGAAGUCUGCUGACAAGACUGCCGAGAUGAAAGUUUGGGUCAUGACGACAUUUGGGAGCUCUCCCAAACUCAUUACAGAGAAGCUUCAGGAGGUAGAUCAGAAGGUGAAAGUGUCCGUUGUUGAUAAAACCGAAUUGGCGAAGCUGCGAGAGGAGAAAGCCGCCCUGGAGAAAGUUCUCGUUGGAAAGGAAACAACGGAGAAUGGGGGGCGGGAGUUGUCGAGUAGCGAGAAGCGAAAGCGGGCGGUUGAACGUACGCCGAUUGGUAACUCACCUCGAAUCGACCGAGUCAGUUUGCGGGGUAGUAAGACCAAGCCACGGACGAAGCGCAUAAAUGUAUCGUCAGAUGACGAAAGUGACAAGGCAGGCACGGUGAAGCAAAAACUCCAGCCUAAGAUGGAGACAAGCAGUGAGCUGGCCGACAUCAAGACCAUGCUGACUGCGCUGCUGAAUGGCCUAGCGGAUGCCAAAGGAAAGACCCCCAUCAUUGAGCAUGCACCAGCUUCGGCACCAGGGGACAAGGUACCGAGUGAGGAUGAAAAUGAGGAUCUCGUCCAGAACGCAACCAACAAAGAGGACGAGGAAGAAAGCGAUGAAGGGGGCCUCGCUGCGUACAUGAAGAUGACGCAGGAAUUCUAUAGCUCUCUGCACUACACGCGUGUCCAGGACCUGUGCAAACAUAAAGGCAUCCCCUAUUUCAAGAAGGAUCUUGGAGCAUGGGAACUGGCGAAGAUUGACCUCCGAGAAUACACGGACAUGCUGAAAGGCGAAAGGCUUGAUAAUGCUCCGGAACCGUCGUCACGUAAGACUGAAGCACGAUCGGCUGGAGGGAGAAGCCCUCUAUGUCUGACAAUCCAGUUAAGGGAAACUGAUCGGAGAGAGUAUUCGAUCGAAGCGACGAGCAUGUAAUCGUAUUGCUCGUUUAAAGUUGAUCGUUGAUAAUUCACUUGCUCACUUGCUUGAGAAACUGCAUGUCCUUGUGA